CCCACCCCCACCACCACUCGAGGCGGGGCAAAAAAAUAUUUUUACCUUUAGUCAUGUCAUCUCUCACCUCACGGCGUCUCCUCCCUUUCACCUAAAAGCCCUAAGAGCGCGGCUCCCCAUCUCACUGUUUCUUGCCUCUGUUCCAUCUCUCACUGGCUUCGCAGAUCCCCUUUUUAGGCCCAACAAUCCAUCCACCACCCCUGCACCCCCCCAAAAUAGUAGCGGCAAUUCCUCACACCUUCUCCUCGCUCCUGAAGCUCAGAUCAAUGGUCCUAUGAUAUCGAGGAGAAGCAACAGCAGUCAGCAACCAAAUAUCACUACCCCUACAGCUGAGCAAGGAUUCUCAAGCCAGCUCCAGACCCCACUAGAGAUCCUGCUGCAGCUGCCGGAAUCUUCUCCGCCGCUGCACUCACCGCCGCGGAAAGGAAUCAGGGGCCAUCGCCACAAAAGAUCGAUAGAUGGACCUGUCGCCGAACCACGAGAGCCCGGGCGGCGGCGGUGACGGCAGCGGAGCCGGUGGAUCGGGCAGCGGGGCAUCGUCGUCGGCGGGGGCCGGCACGCCACAGACGCCGAGCCGGUAUGAGGCGCAGAAGCGUCGGGACUGGAACACGUUCGGGCAGUACCUGAGGAACCACAGGCCGCCGUUGAGCCUGGCGCAGUGCAGCGGUGCGCACGUGCUGGAGUUCCUGCGGUACCUGGACCAGUUCGGGAAGACCAAGGUGCACACGGCGGCUUGCCCCUUCUUCGGCCACCCGAAUCCGCCGGCGCCGUGCCCCUGCCCGCUGCGCCAGGCGUGGGGCAGCCUCGACGCGCUCGUGGGCCGCCUCCGCGCCGCUUUCGAGGAGAACGGCGGCCGCCCGGAGUCCAACCCCUUCGCCGCCCGCGCCGUCCGCCUCUACCUCCGCGAGGUCCGCGAGCACCAGGCCCGCGCGCGCGGCGUGAGCUAUGAGAAAAGGAAGCGCAAGAAGCCGCAGCACGCCGACAGCAGCGGGCACCACCCGCCUCAGCCGCCGCCUCCUCCCCAACCGCCUGCCGGCGCGGCAUGCUGAGGACCAGUACGACGUACGAGGACGUACGCACCCAUUUGGUAUGCCGGACUAAGUAUAUUUUAUGUAGGUUUCGAUCAAUUUGCUUGUGCAUGCAUGCAUGGUUUACCAUUAAUUCUGCGCGGCUUC
Messenger RNA from Phragmites australis (common reed), 1175 nucleotides. RefSeq names its product protein G1-like3. Gene Ontology annotation, biological process: response to light stimulus; mRNA transcription. NCBI's taxonomy places the organism in Eukaryota, Viridiplantae, Streptophyta, Magnoliopsida, Poales, Poaceae. Bases 459 to 1049 code for a protein of 196 amino acids. The record is from RefSeq and is a predicted model, not a curated record. The transcript is spliced from 3 exons. Gene Ontology annotation, cellular component: nucleus.